GCCACACUCCAACGUCUCUUUCUCUCCUCAAAUCCCUCCCCUUCUCUCUCCCUCUCCGCCCACAAAUCUCUCCUCGACGUAUCCUCAAAUCCCUCCCCCUCCCCUUCUCCUCCCGAUCGGCGGCCAGAGAUCGAGCGAUGGCGACGGUAACGCCGGGGGUCCUGCUGCGCCUGCUUCAGGCGAUGCACACGGACGAGCGGGUCACCGGGGAGCACCGCUCCCCCGCGCUCCAGGUCACGGCGGUCGUGCCCGCGCUCACGGCCUCCACCGCCGACUCCCUGCUCUGCCCCUCCAACGGCUUCCUCCUCCAGCUCUCUGACGGCCUCCACUCCACCUACGUCCAGCCCUCCCCCGCCGACGCCGACGCGCUCCUCUCCGUGCGGCCCCACAUCGUCGGCCACCUGGUCCACCUCGACCGCCUCCGCUUCGCCAGCCCGGUCCCCCGCGCCGUCGGCCUCCGCCCCGUCCCGUCCUCCCGCUCCCUCCCCUGCGUCGGCAACCCCGAGCCGCUCAUCGUCCGCUCCGCCGCCUGCUCCCGGGGCUACGUCAUCAGGCCGGACUCCUCACCCGACGCUGCGCCGCCACUCAUGCCAUCGGGCUCCAGCGCUGCGCCGCUGUCAGAUGCGACGGAUGCUGCCGCCAAAAGGGCCGUUCUUGCUCCCAGGAACGGCCCCGAGGCCGCGGCUCUGCCAGGCGGUUCCGCCGCGAAACGUCGGUUCUCGUCUCCGGCGCCGGCCAAGCAGCGAGAUCCGUCGCCGGCGGUGAAAGGAGCGUCCCGGGCGGCGUCUCCCUCUGUCAAGGGCGCCUCCCGAGCGUCGUCACCUGCGGUGAGGGGCACGUCCAGGUCGUCGUCGCCAGCCCCGUCCAAGUGUGUUGUUCCCAGCCUUGUUGCGGCCAAGGAGGAGAACCGUAGGGCCGCCAAGGAGCCAGCCAUUAUCGUGCCAUCGAGGUACAGGCAACCUUCACCAGCAGGAGGGAGAAGGGGCGCGGGGUCACCAGGUGGCGGAGGAAGGCGGGGCUCCCUCUCACCCGGUUCCCGGCGGCUCUCGGGAGAAGGGGGCAGCAAGAAGAAGGUCGGGGUGUUGGUGUCUGGUAUAUCGAAGAUGACGGAUUUGGGUAGCGGGUCGGCCAUGAAGCCGGUGAGGAAGAGUUGGGAUGAGUCGGCAAUGGCUCUUGCAGCUGCGGCUGCAGGCACGGUGAAGAAGUCCAAGGUCAAGGUGGACAGAGAUACUAUUCUGAGGACUCAGGAAGCAAUGUCACGGCGACUUAGCGACGCUACAGCAGAGCUAUCCAGUAACGAUGACUCCUCUGUUGAUGAGAAGCCAAAACCACCAAAGAAGACAGUGUCUAGUGCAAUGAAGGCAAAAACAGCAGCUCCGAAAAUCAUACUUCAUGAUGCUAAAUGGACUGAUGGCAGCAUUCCACUGGUUGCAGUUUCUGAUAAACUUUCAAAGAUCGGAAAGGAAGCUACUGAACGGAGAGAUGCAGCAGCAACCGCUGCGGCUGACGCUCUGCAGGAGGCAUUGAUCACUGAUUCAGUUAUCCGAAAUCUAAGCAAGUUCUCUGAACUUUGUUCGUUGUCGAAGACUGCGAACCCACUCCCCACCGUCGACUGUUUCCUUGCUGUGUACGAAGACACUUUCAAGUGGAAGAAAACCGCCGAGUCCAUGGCCACCACCAACGGAGCAGAUGAAGCUGCACUCUGGGAGAAAUCAGCUACUCAUUGGGUUGAGGCGGCAUUAGCAACCGAGCUGGAGGUCCUCAAGCUGGUUAACAGUGCCACUGGAUCCAUCUACCAGAAGAAGAUCACUGAAAAGACCAAGGCUCCCCCUGCAGUGGAGCCACCAAGAACAGGCAUGUCCAAGAGGCCAUCUCUUGGAGCUUCUGCAAAGGUCCAGUCCAGGGUAUCACCUCUCCCUUCAGCAGCAUGGCCUAAAACUCCGGGCAUGAACGAGACGGUUGAGCUUGCCAACACCUUGUGCCGCGAGAUGCAUGUCUGGUUUUUGAAGUUUGUGAACGAGGCCAUGGACGUGGGCUUCCACCUGUUUGAAGAUCAGAAUAUGGUUACCAGGGGAAAGCAGAGCGGCCAUAUCACGGUGGUCCUGUCGCAGUUCAAGAAGAUCAGUGACUGGCUGGACGGAGUCGGUAAGGUCGCCGACGAGGACGCGACCAAGGAAACUGUGGAGCGGUUGAAGCGCAAGAUCUACCAGUUCGUCAUCAGCCGCAUGGGGUCUGCCUUCGAGACCUCGGUCUCAGUUUCAGCAAAAAGUUGACCGGAUGAUGCUUCAAGCUCUGAAGUUUCUUUCUUAGCUCGCGUUUCCAUUAUUUUGUCGGGAUGAGACCACAAUUCUAGGUUGUGGCAAUGGUAUAGACCCGUUUCAUGUUUCUCAGCUUGGUCAUGAUGUGUGAAUAAGUUUGUUUGUCUUUCUGUCUUUCACCUUAA
Hordeum vulgare subsp. vulgare (domesticated barley) is the source of this 2443-nucleotide messenger RNA. Its product is annotated as serine/arginine repetitive matrix protein 2. NCBI's taxonomy places the organism in Eukaryota, Viridiplantae, Streptophyta, Magnoliopsida, Poales, Poaceae. The record is from RefSeq and is a predicted model, not a curated record. The coding region runs from base 138 to 2273 and encodes 711 amino acids. The transcript has 4 exons.